AGCAAGAGCUGCUAAGGCCCUGUGGCUCAAAAGGAUUCCCCACCUGGCUGGACACAUAGAGGCUAUGGUACCCAGAGCAGGAUCUCCAAGUCUGACUCUGCAUUCAGAGGUUUGCCUGCUCAAAAACAACUGAACAAAGGCAGAAGCCGCACUGAGCCCUCCGAAGGCUGGGGAAAGGAGGAGGAAAGCAUACGUACUCAGAUCCAGGCCUUAAGACAGACAACACGGAGGCCGUUUCCUUCCAAAAUAUAUCAUUAAAUCAUCGUGUUCUUUUCCUUUAGCCUGGGAUGAGUGGGGGGAGGGGAUAUUCAUGGAGAUCACUCCUCACAGAAAAUUAAAUUAUUCUAAAUAUAAAAGCGUAUCUCUUGGUUCAGCAGUUUUUUCCAAAUCUAUCCCGUUUGCUAUUUGACACAAAUACAAAGACUCUAAUGUCUCCUUCCAUAGCCUGGGUUCCCGCAGAGAUUUGGAACCACUAAGAAAUUUGUAAGAAAAAAAAAAUGCUGAAGAGAAAGGACGCUAAAAUCUGAGUGCUCAACAUUUCCUUCAGAAAGACAAAUGCGUGCUCUGAAAUGCUACAGUCCAAGCGGGCCUCUUGACUAAGAAAACGGUUUUAAAAAGAGAAAAAAACCAGCUUCGUCUGUCAUUCAAUCAGUUGCGAACUCAGAGGGCGGCGGGGGACGGGGGACGCUUUUAAGGCCUGGGGGUUCUCCCCCAGGGAGGCGGGCUGGGGAGGCUUCCGGGAUGCCGGCGGGUGGAAGAGAAAUCCGGAAUCGUUGUAAAUAUUCAUGUGGGGGGGAUGCCCCUUUACCCGCCUCUCCCAGCUGCAUUCCCCCCUCAGUGAUAGUGGGGGAGGGCAAGGCGACUGCCCCACUGUCCUUAGACAAAGGUGAUCUCCUCAUAUUUUUGUUCUCCCGUCGCUUGACUUAAGGAGUCCAUUCCGAAGACUCUGCAGGGAAGGAACUGGCUCUGGGUGUUUUCCCUGCGUUUCUCUUCUUUCGUUUCUUAAAAGAGCAUAAAUAAUUAAAGUUUGGCAGGGAGGAAAAGCUUCCUUGCAGAACUGUAGUGGCAAUAAAUGAAAUGACUCAGAAUCCCUUCCCCAGUCAGCUUUUACGAGAGCUGCCAGACAGUGUCUGUUCACGUUCUCCAGAUACCAGGGGCGCCCUGACAAAGUUAAGGUCAAGUUAGUGUCUUAUCUUGGGUGGCUCAAAAUCACCGCAUCGCGUCCCGUCGCUGUGCGGAAAGCUCUUCCUCGCAGAGCUGCUGGCUGCGCCCCGAAGGCCUGGUGCGCUCCCUGCGUUUCGGGUGGGGCCGCGCAGACAAGGACAAGGCCACAGAGCCGGGGUCUUCACGUGGCCCCCCAGCGGUCCCGGAAAAAGCGCUGUCCCUAUACCAAGUACCAGAUCCGCGAACUGGAACGCGAGUUUUUCUUUAACGUGUACAUAAACAAAGAGAAAAGACUUCAACUCUCUCGGAUGCUCAACCUCACUGACCGGCAAGUCAAAAUCUGGUUCCAGAAUCGCAGGAUGAAAGAAAAGAAACUGAACAGAGACCGUCUGCAGUAUUUCACUGGAAACCCCUUAUUUUGAGAGCUCCAGGAAGCGCCCCCUCCCCAGCCCCACUCACCCACCCUCCUUCCCACCAGCCUGCCCUCCGCAGGCCCAAUGUCCUUGGGUUUAAUGACGUCUCUUCUCUGUGGAACUUCACGAUUCCUUCCCACGGUCAACUCGGGACCUCCCAGCGACCACUGCAGCCUGCGGACGAGGCCGGAACUUGGCCGAGCGGAUCCUAAUAAGGGGAAAAUGGUAAAUGCAAACGUCCCUUUACAAUUUUACCGCCAAUGUGCUGUCGUUCCCCCUCCCCCUCUCCGAGUCCUCGUGGGGACGCGGCGGGGUCUGUAGGAAGUUAGGCCGGGUUGGGUGUGCUAGAAGGCGCUGGUGUUUUGCUCUGAGUUUUAAGAGAUCCCUUCCUUCCUCUUCGGUGAAUGCAGAUUAUUUAAACUUUGGGAAAUGUACCUUUAGUCUGUCAUAUCAAGGCAUGAGUCACUGUCUUUUUUUUUUUUUUUUUGGUGCGAAUAAAUGGUUUCUAGUAAAAUGGAGGUUACAGCUUCAAUACACUGUAUGAAUUCUCCUCUUCGAGGUUUAGUGCCUCAUUAGGAUAUUUUAGUGGCCAGAACCCAUGCAACUGAAAAUCAAAUGAAAUACUUUUUAGUCCCACUAAAAUAGUAGUCAUUCCCUCCCACCACCUCUAGGUUACUGGUUUUAAAAAUCAUGUUAGUGAUGAAUUUCUGAAUUGACGAUGUGACCAAGAAAUGCUGGCGCUGCCUUCUCCAGACAGUAAGGCUGGGGCAGCAGAAACCUAAGAAGCAAACUCCCACCCCUACCCCUAGUCUAAUGUACUUGGGAUUUCUGAAAAGACAACAACCAUUUUUAAAAACUGGUUAGAAAAUCCAAAUGAUCUCUUACAAGCUAACAAGGAGCCACAGUCCCUUAAAAGAAGAAACCAAAAUUAGAACCUUUCAUUGAAGGGAGAAGUUUUCGAAAAGGAAGUCAUCAGUAGGUGAAGAGGGCUUGCUGGUAUCAUCAGUGGAUCUGAAGCAGGGAAGGUAAACCCUCCCCGCCCCCACUGAAAUAGGGCCAGGAGCUGCAGACCCUCUCGUGGCAUUUAUCGCUUCAAGUUAAAGAAUGUGGUGAGGGCUGUACUGCACUUUAUGUUGCAGGGCCAGGCAGGCUGUUUACAAAACCUUGAACUGUCUAGACAACACCAUAAAAGCCAAAGUUCUAAACAGCUUAAUUGGGUUAUAUUAUACACCUUCUGGUGGACCCAAAAGAGAUUUCCGCAAUGUGCAAUAAACUGGAGGAGUGAGAAAAGCUUCUCUCUCUCUGAAAAAAGUGAAGUGAAUCUUAUGACUCUUAACCUCUCCUAAGCCCAAAGACAAAAUAUAAAUCUGUAAAUGCACGGUAUCCCAUGCAUCUUCCAAGGAGUCAUGCAUUUCAAAAUGCAAUUUUAAAAAUUGCUAAGCCUUAUUUGGGAAGGAAAAAAUAAGUGCAUAAAUGUAUGCCUUUGAACUUCCGAAAUGUCAAGGUCAUCACCUUUAACCUUUCUGAAUAAUUAGGCGCCUUAAGGUUCUUCUUGAUUUUCAGCUGCCACCCACUCUCACACAUACAUGCUCACACAUAGCCAGAGCCACACACACACUUAUGACCACACAAAAUCAUACCAGGAGCUCACCAUAAAUCUAAGAAAAUUCCUAAUUUCAGGAUCAAUAACCUUAAUUUCCCUGCAAAGUUUGUGUAAUGCAAUAGCAGUCAACUUCUUUUUAAAAAUACUGAUUAGAUUAAAAUGCCUGCUAGCUGCUUUCACUACAGCUAGGAAAGGCUGAGAAUUUUGGCGGGGGGUCUUAAAUAGUGAUCUCCUUUGCUUUAAUGAAGAACUGCAGUUUUAAAAUCAAGCAUUUGAAAGAGGGAGUUCUCUGCACCCUACACCUUCAUUAAAUUUGAAAGCAACUUGCCACCCUGUGAAAUAAAUUAUUGCACUUUCUAUAAUAAGGAACAAAAGGAAAUAUAAUUAUAUUGCUUUUAAAAGCAUCCUUUGGUGAAAGAUGCAAUGAAAACAAAGCCUACAAUCGAAAAAUUUCGUUAAGAAGGGGAUUCCUUUGUUUGAGAUUCUAGAUAUCGGUUAAAAUGUCAGUGCCACAAUAGUAUGAUCGUUACAUGAGCUUAAAACUGUUUUUUUGUUUCUUUCUGCUUCCAUCUAUUUUUUAAAAACUUCAUCUAAACACAGCAAGCUUGUGUGCCCACCACCCAAGGCAAGCCGAACGCGAGAUACCAUUUCCCGUUUGCAGGGGCCUGGAGAUCCACACGAGGGCGCGCUCACGUUCCAGAAACCGCGUUUGACCAAGAGGCCGCGGUACCUUAUCUGUCCAAUACUGGAUUCUAAUAGGCGACCUCAACCCCUAACAAACAGGCGGCAGCUAAGGUGUUUGCUAGUUUAUUUGUUCUAAGCAGCCAUGAGGUGUGAGAAGCUGUAUAGAGACAGAAAACGGAGCAACUAGAUUCAAGAAACAGAUAACCUAAUCUUUGUCUUUUUAAAGAUAAAGCUAUUGCAAAAGAAUAGCUUGGUAUAACUUGAUGGUGUGGAGGAGAGUUUUCAAAGAUAAAUGUAUGCAUUUUGAAAUACACCAUAGCCACUGCUAGUUAAUUAAAUUAGGGAAAAUCAAUUUUCUUGGUUUCAGUGUGGUGAGCCUUGUCUAGGGUUGGACACCCCCCACUUACAUCCCCCUACCCCCCCCCCGCAAAAACAAAAAUACAAAAAACAAACAAACAAAAAAAAACAAAAAAACCUUCGUCGGUUUUGCUCCCUCUCAGACCGCCUGGAAUGAUUAAAAGGCUUUUGUUUAUAACAGAUCAGGGCGCGGCCAACUUAACCAAAUGUCUCUCGGAAAAAAAUAAGACGAAUGGGGGACUGGGAGAAUCGUUCUGGUUUAGGGAGCCCGGGGCCGUGCCUGGCGUGCGCGGCUACCAGUGGCGACCGGGUGGCGCCGGCAGGACUGUGAGUUGUUGUGCCCAGGCCAGGCUGGGCUGAUGCGGCCACGGGAGGCAGCAGGCACUGGGGGAAACGUUUAUACUUCAAGGCGUUGUGGAACGGGGAAUGUAUUUGAAGCAAACGGGCUUUGCGUUUGACAGAACACGCCACCCUUUCAAACUGCACGCCGGUCUUGAGCAGAGUUGAAUUUUGACUCUCAAAAGCAGUGCAUUCGUUGUCUGCCCUCCCUCCUCCAGCAAAGCCCCUGACCUUGGAGAGGGCCUGUGUCCCCGUCCGGAGUUCACAAGAGAGGAGACAGGGCUGCCGGACAUUGGCCUCUCUAAGGGAGGAUGACUGCCCCCUUUCCCUCUCCGAAGUUCAUUGUGAAGAGCCUGCAACCCCCAGAAUUAGCGCCAGCCUUGUUGACCCUCCAAGCCCUGGACCAAAGGCCCUAGGGCCUGCCGCUCGCCCUUCUCCCGGAGCUGGCCUCAGCUUUGGUGGGGUGGCUGGGGCGCCAGUGAGCCCCCCGGCGAGGCUCCAACGAGUGGUGUGGGUGUUCCCCGCGGGCAACCUUGGCUCCACUAGUCUGACCGCCGGUCCAGCUUGGCCAUAGUGAGGCAACCUUUCCCGAGGCUGAACGGGGUCCUCGGUCUACGUGGAGUGAGAACUGCCCUCCCUAAAUGUCAUUGUGUUCCUCCCAAGGCGGCCCCAGCGGCUGCACAUCUGGCUGUGCGGGGGCCCCUUGUACUUGGCUGGCAGCCGCCUGCGAAACACCGCUUCUCAGCGGUCUGCAGUUCCUUUCCUCCCUGCGCCCAAGAUGGGCCUGACAAGGGCCGGGAAUCAGACCAGGACCUCUGGGGGCUGAAGAUCUCUCCCCACUCCCAUCUUUCAGAGUGUGUGGGGCUUGCGGAGAGUGGCCUUGGAUCCUGAGGCGCCAAGGUCUCAGACUCUGAAGUGGAAGGGGAAUGCGCGAAGUAGGAGUCUUUUGUGUCUGUGAAGAAAGAGGCUCUCCGGCCGCCGGCCCUUGUUGCACGUCUCGAUAGACCCCUUAUUGCAUUGGUGGUAGACUCCUCAUUUGCCCACUAGAUUUCCUUUCACCUUGGCUUGGAGGUGCACAGUGCAACCCGGAGCAGAGCCCUGGGAAGACAGCUUUUCAUUGACUCCAUCCGCUCUGUCCCCAAAGAGUGACACAGCCCAGAGGUGGCUCGGGACCCUAAUCCGGGGUGACCCUAAGAGCCCACAGGUCCACUCAGGCCCAGGGCUUCAACUUUUCUUCCAGGAGACAAGAGUGCAGAUGCAAGUCACUUUUUGAUUACAAAUGCUAAUUUCUUGCUCAAGUUAUUCUUUUAAUUUUUCCCUGGAAAGAACUGUGGCAGGAAGACGGGCGUCUUGGUACAAAUAUGGGUAUUCAUCUCCUUUAUGGUGCAAUAUUGAUUUAUUAUUAAUGGUAACUGCUCCAACUGAUCUAAAGAUGAUCAAAACCAUCAGCUACGUUAAAUACUCAUAAGCAAAAUAAAGGCUGGCCUUUAGAGCACUGCCUUUUUAUUCCAUUUGUCUCAUCUCAGCCUUAGAGUCUUAGGCACACUUUCCAUCCUUUGGGGCUCAGAUCAUUCUUUUGUAUUAUUUCUAUCUUGCUCGAUUUUUAAAUGAUAAAAUAUCUCAAAAUAUUGGCAGUCUCUAGUCUCAAGGAGAGGGUCUGAAGGCAGAAAUUUUAAAGAUAAAAAUAGAAUUUUUUUAGAACAGAUUCAGAACUACAUCUGAUAUACACAUUUUUGUCUGUGAGUAAAAACCUAUGUAACUCUAAUAUGGGAGUGACUUUGAGCUCAAAGUCACUGAAAGCUGAAAUGGAAAGGUCCCCAAAUUCUGAAGACACAUCCUGCCUAUUCACUGCAGACCUACCCGCCCGCAAGGAAUUGGUUGUUUUUAGCCUGUAUGUUUUCUUCAUGUAUAAAUAAAGAUUAUGAAAGGGCAUUUGAUGGGCAUAAAAUUCCCGAUUAGAUUAAGCAGUCUUGGCUUGCUUAGGGUAGGGAAAAUUGGGCAAACGAGUUCCCAGCAGCUCUCUUGGCCGAAAGGCAAAAGGGAGACACUCGAUACUGCUGGAGCGCCAAGCUGGUGUCAGGACGCCUGCGGCAAGCGAGUGCAGCGGGCACUGUAUCCAGCCUUGGGCACGCUUAGCCCUGGCUCGGAACAAGAUCUCUACUAUGUGAGAAAGCAAAUUUCAGGGCGCUGCUCAGUGGUUGUUAGCUUUGAACAGUACCUUAGCAACCUAGAGUCAAAAGUUACGGGUUUUUUUUUUUCCCCCCUGCAUCCUCAACCCCCACCCCCAAGCUCAAAAACAGCCACCCCUGUGGAAAGGUAAUGUUUAAACCUCAGGCUAUGCUGGGAUGCCGCAGCCAAAGCAGUUAGAGGCGCCAGGCUUUUAACCUGACAAUGAUGUUGUAUUUGAACAGCUGCAUAAAGGUUUAAAAGGUCUGUCUCAUUGCCACCGCGGAGUUUUUUAAAAGAGGUUAUUGUUUGGGCGAGAGCACUGAGAGGGAACAAGCGAAACGAUCCCAAGGCCGAAAAUAAUGUUCAACGCUUGUUUCCACCAGGACAGGGGAGAUUCCUUUUUGGGAAGAGGGACAAAGGGUUUGUUGGGAAAGGGUUUUGUAAAGGAGCGGGCGGGCUACUAGGUCCCCCAGAAUGCUGAGGCGCUUUAAUGAACAUCAGGCCCCAAAGAAACGUUCUGUUGAGGCGGAAACCCAAUUUACCCACAAGUUCAGUCUGUGGGCCUGAAAUCCAAGGCCAGCCCAUGCCCCAGCGAGUGUGGGGAAAAGAGAACACAAAUGCCCUCCCAGACUGAGAACUGGUUCACGGUCAGAGUUUCUGGGGCUGCUUUAGUUUCUCGGCUGGCAGGAAGGGAACCUGGUAGGCUGAAGGACGACUGCAAGCCCUGGCCAGCCCCUCACUCAGGGCAAGUCUUUGGAAAUCAAGGUUAAAGCUCCCCGCUGCUGCCCCGAGGCCCGGGCUUCCGCAGGGCGGCUCACCCGCCUGCAACCAGAGAGGGAGGGAGGAAGUUGUUGAAGUUUCUCAUAAAACUCUGAGUUUCCAUGGUGGUAGUGGUGGUAGUGGUGGUUCUUUAAUGAGCUGGACCACAACAUCAGACCAUAUCCUCUUUAUAGAACUUUCCCUCACCAAAGGAAACAGAGAACUAAGAUUCCCACCGCCUUCCCCUCCCUUACCCAAGUAAAGCCUUGUCAAAUAAUUUUAGGAAUUGUCCAAAACUGUAAAACUCAACUUCUGACAAAAGUACAGCUUUUAAUAUUUGACAAUUUGUGUUAAAACAAAAAUUGACCUUCUUGGUUAGCAGCGAAGGGAAAAAAAUCAAUAGUAUAAUUUUCAAUAAUUCAUAAAGUGAACACCAUUAUGCUAAAUUUAACUAUUAAUCUUAUCCUUUACAAAGUCUCGAUUGAUUUGUUAAUAAAGUAUCUUCCCGUGUGUGGCAACAGCGGGCAUAACUCUUUAAAAACCUUCAGAAGCAAGAAAAUUACCAAGUAGCCCAAGAAUGUAGAUGAGAAUUUUAUUGAUCGCCCUGAUUCUUCUUAAUAUGUAUUAAUAAAUUCCACAACCUUUUGUACCUUGCACUUGUCAGAAACCAAUGCUUUUACAAAAUCCAUAAAAGGAAAACAUUUUUCUUUGCAGAAGAACCAAAUGACACCUUUGCAUUUCUCUCUGUCCUCCUUGGCCCAGUCAAUUUUCUAAAACUUCUGGAUUCUGAGGGUCAGACUUUCUCCUAUUCUUAAAUUUUUUUUCCUUUCCUCCUUCCUUUCUGCUCUCCAUUAUCAGGGUGUGGGGAGAGAAACCUCGAUUUAGUUCUCCUGCCGGGAGCCCGAGGGACGCUUUCGCGGAUAGUGAACUGUUAGCAAAGAAUUGUCUCUGGGCUGAAAGCUCCCAGAUGUCCGACCCCGCAGAGGUCAGGGUGUGGUUCCUCUGAGAGCCGAAGGCUCGUGUAGCCCGCUGGGGCGCAUAGGGACCGGGAGCCAGGCAGGAGGACCGAGGGGGAGGACAACGCCGGGACCCGACCCAUCCAUGGGGAUCUGGGCCCGGCCAGCUGCUUGACCUCCCGGCCCUCUCGGCCCUUUUUUGCCUCCACCCUCCGAGAGACACCUUGGCCGCUUGUUUGCCCCGAGGGGUUUUUCCUUUGGACCCCUGAGGUGGGAUGUCUCAGGACCCGCGGAAUCCGACUCACCUUCCCCGCUGGGCUGCCCGGAACUAAAUUAACCAGCCUGCGCCCCCACCCGCUUGUCCUGGACCCGGCCCUCUUAAGCGCGUUCUGCCUGGGUGUGUGGGGGGGGGAUGCUUCUGUGCGCUGGCGCCAGGGCACUCUGGCUUCCCUCCCCGUCCGUGUGUGUCCACUUGGAGGCCCCUAGAGCUGAGCCUUUCCUUCCGCCAGUUGGGUCCAGUGGCCGAAGCGGGGGACGCGAGUGGGGCGGGCUGGCCUGGCGUGCCCUGGAGAGGCGGACUGGAGGGCGGCGGAGAGCGCUGGGCCGGUUGUCUCCAGCGCGCACUAUCGCGGGCGCGUAGUAGAUGUCGCUGUUGUCCGUGCUUACGCGGCUGGCCAGCCAGGCUCUGGAGCACGUGACCUGAGAGGAGGCUGCGGCUCAAGGCCAUUUUCAAAUCUCAUUGGCUUGGUUGUCAUGUGGUCGGCAGAGGCAUCCACAAUUACACGGGGAAUGUUUUCCUAGAGAUGUCAGCCUACAAAGGACACAAUCUCUCUUCUUCAAAUUCUUCCCCAAAAUGUCCUUUCCCAACAGCUCUCCUGCUGCUAAUACUUUUUUAGUAGAUUCCUUGAUCAGUGCCUGCAGGAGUGACAGUUUUUAUUCGAGCAGCGCCAGCAUGUACAUGCCACCACCUAGCGCAGACAUGGGGACCUAUGGAAUGCAAACCUGUGGACUGCUCCCGUCUCUGGCCAAAAGAGAAGUGAACCACCAAAAUAUGGGUAUGAAUGUGCAUCCUUAUAUACCUCAAGUAGACAGUUGGACAGAUCCGAACAGAUCUUGUCGAAUAGAGCAACCUGUUACACAGCAAGUCCCCACUUGCUCCUUCACCACCAACAUUAAGGAAGAAUCCAAUUGCUGCAUGUAUUCUGAUAAGCGCAACAAACUCAUUUCGGCCGAGGUCCCUUCGUACCAGAGGCUGGUCCCUGAGUCUUGUCCCGUUGAGAACCCUGAGGUUCCCGUCCCUGGAUAUUUUAGACUGAGUCAGACCUACGCCACCGGGAAAACCCAAGAGUACAAUAACAGCCCCGAAGGCAGCUCCACUGUCAUGCUCCAGCUCAACCCUCGUGGCGCGGCCAAGCCACAGCUCUCCGCUGCCCAGCUGCAGAUGGAAAAGAAGAUGAACGAGCCCGCGAGCGGCCAGGAGCCCACCAAAGUCUCCCAGGUGGAGAGCCCCGAGGCCAAAGGCGGCCUUCCCGAAGAGAGGAGCUGCCUGGCUGAGGUCUCCGUGUCCAGUCCCGAAGUGCAGGAGAAGGAAAGCAAAGAGGAAAUCAAGUCUGAUACACCAACCAGCAAUUGGCUCACUGCAAAGAGUGGCAGAAAGAAGAGGUGCCCUUACACUAAGCACCAAACGCUGGAAUUAGAAAAAGAGUUCUUGUUCAAUAUGUACCUCACCCGCGAGCGCCGCCUAGAGAUCAGUAAGAGCGUUAACCUCACCGACAGGCAGGUCAAGAUUUGGUUUCAAAACCGCCGAAUGAAACUCAAGAAGAUGAGCCGAGAGAACCGGAUCCGAGAACUGACCGCCAACCUCACGUUUUCUUAGGUCUGAGGCCGGUCAGAGGCCAGGAUUGGAGAGGGGGCACCGCGUUCCAGGGCCCAGUGCUGGAGGACUGGGAAAGCGGAAACAAAACCUUCACCGCUCUUUGUUUUUUGUUUUGUUGUAUUUUGUUUUCCUGCUAGAAUGUGACUUUGGGGUCAUUAUGUUCGUGCUGCAAGUGAUCUGUAAUCCCUAUGAGUAUAUAUAUAUAUAUACACAUAUAUAUAUUAAAAAACUUAGCACGUGUAAUUUAUUAUUUUUUUCAUCGUAAUGCAGGGUAACUAUUAUUGCGCAUUUUCAUUUGGGUCUUAACUUAUUGAAACUGUAGAGCAUCCAUCCAUCCAUCCAGCAAUGUGACUUUUUCAUGUCUUUCCUAACACAAAAGGUCUAUGUGUGUGGUUAGUCCACGAACUCAUGGCAUUUUGAAUACAUCCAGUACUUUAAAAAUGACAUAUAUAUUUAAAAAAAAAAAAGAUUAAGAAAACCCACAAGCUUGGAGGGAGGGGGACUUAAAAAGCACAUUACAAUGUAUCUUUUCACAAAUGAAUUUAGCAAUUGUCCUUGGUGAGAUGGGAUAUUGAUGAUUUAUGCCUUGUAGCCUUUCCCUUGUGGUGCAUCUGUGGUUUGGUAGAAGUACAACAGCAACCUGUCCUUUCUGUGCAUGUUCUGGUCGCAUGUAUAAUGCAAUAAACUCUGGAAACGAGCUC
Molecule: messenger RNA, 11021 nt
Organism: Cercocebus atys (sooty mangabey)
Lineage: Eukaryota; Metazoa; Chordata; Mammalia; Primates; Cercopithecidae
Gene: HOXD10
Product: homeobox D10
Exons: 3
Coding region: 9298-10320 (340 amino acids)
Biological process (GO): regulation of transcription by RNA polymerase II
Cellular component (GO): nucleus
Molecular function (GO): RNA polymerase II cis-regulatory region sequence-specific DNA binding; DNA-binding transcription factor activity, RNA polymerase II-specific
Source: RefSeq, a predicted model, not a curated record